This is a messenger RNA of Bipolaris maydis ATCC 48331, 1429 nucleotides long. RefSeq lists its product as uncharacterized. NCBI's taxonomy places the organism in Eukaryota, Fungi, Ascomycota, Dothideomycetes, Pleosporales, Pleosporaceae. The record is from RefSeq and is a predicted model, not a curated record.
AAUCCAUACCAAUGGCAUCCGUUAUGCUCGGACCUUUGCUGCUCGCCCUUCUACUUCAAGAUGGUGCUGCUGCUAUCAUGGCCGCACCGCGGGCUGCAAUUACCCCUGCACCAGUGCUGAAGAGGGACGUCACUACCAUUGGAUACAUCUCUACACGAGAAUAUGAUGGCACCACGUACUGGGAUACAAUCACAGCCAAUGAACAGGGCAAUGCAAUCGCGACAUCCAGCAACCUGUUCCAGAUCUGUGACCCAGCAAAGCCAUGCACGUUCUUUUCCUGCUCAGGUGACUAUGUUAUCAUGCCUUCUUCCUCAAUCUUUUGUGGAGGACCAUCUAGCACAUGCAGUUACUGGGAAUUGGCCACGAAUAUCAACGACCAAAAUCCACUGACUAACUACUGGUGUGAUGCCAAGACAAGUGUUGGAGGCAUCAUCUACAUGACAACGCCAGAAGCUGGAGCAACAACAAGCGCAGGGGUCAAAUCUACCACCACCAAGGCAGCCUCGGUAACCUUCACAUCAGCUACUAAUAUCGCAACUGACGAUGUGACAUCCAUUUCCACCUCAGGGCCAGGCUUGGGCGAAACCAACGAUGGUGGUAGCUUGACUAAGAGCAAAAAGAAAGGCUCAACACCAAUAGGACCCAUAGUUGGUGGUGUCGUCGGCGGUGUCGCAGUUCUAGUCGCCAUAAUCAUCGCCGUCUGGAUUGUCCUCAAGCGCAAGAAGAAGAACAAGACCGACAACAACAUCCCUCAAGCCGCACAAGGCCCUCCAGCUCCUCCUCCUGCAAUGCAACAAAACCCCCAGCAGCCACCCGCAGGCGUCCAAUACUACCACGAACAAAAGCCCGUUCCCCAACCACAGGUGCAGCAAGUACCUCCUCCCCAGCCAUACGGUCACUACGACCCCAAUGCCCAACCUGCCCCUGCACAGCCCUUCUACGACCCAAAUGCUCAACCGGCAUACGCGCAGCAGUCGCAAGCCGGAUACGGCGCACCUUCCCCCGACAAGACCCCGGCACCCUUGGCUACCGGCCAGCAGACUCAUUCAUAUUACGCAGAUAACGCGCCGGUUAGUCCUGUGCCGCAGUAUUCGCCUAGCCCAUCACCUGCGAUCCCAGCCAACGUGAGUGAGUUGUCGAGCGGAAGGAUGUGAAUGUAUUGAUGAAUAUGAGAUGGGGUAAAUAAAAAUGAGUUUGUGUAAUGGUUAUAUGUAUCGAGUCUUGUUUAGCGUGGGUGGAUGUGAAGGCAGUCUGUGAGCAUGGAUGCUGAUAGCAAUGAUUCUGAAUUAAUGAUACCCUUUAAUGAACUAGACAAGCGUAUGAGCAAGUAUGCAUGGAUUCAUGCUUUGAUGGGACUGUUUACAAUGUCUAGCGACUUUGUAUGUACACACAUACUUUUAUCAUUUUGCUCUAGUACAUAGCACGCGCG